Molecule: messenger RNA, 1386 nt
Organism: Penicillium malachiteum
Lineage: Eukaryota; Fungi; Ascomycota; Eurotiomycetes; Eurotiales; Aspergillaceae
Product: pepsin-like aspartic protease
Exons: 3
Coding region: 1-1386 (461 amino acids)
Biological process (GO): proteolysis
Molecular function (GO): aspartic-type endopeptidase activity
Source: RefSeq, a predicted model, not a curated record
AUGUGGGGUUCUUAUAUCUUGCCGCUCGCUGCUCUGGCUGCUUUGCCAUGCGCCAAUGCUAUUACGCUUCACAGGCGGGACGAUCCCGCUGUCUUUUCGCUCCCGGUUACUCGUAGUGAUCGAUCCCAUGCAUUGCAGAAACGCAGUUCCAAGACUGCUAGCACAUCAUUGUACAAUGUGGAAAAUAUGUACUAUAUGGUGAAUAUCACCCUCGGCACACCACCUCAAAACCUUUCCCUCAGUCUCGAUACCGGUAGCAGUGAUAUCUGGGUUAAUGUCCCAAAUUCCACCUACUGUGCAGCAGAUGGUGAUGUCUGCUCCUCAACCGGCUUGUUCAGUCUCAGCGACUCCUCCACUUUCAAAUUGCUGGAUUAUUAUAUGAAUGCCACCUAUGUCAGCGGCACUUUGGCUGUAGGUCCAUACGCCACCGACACUCUGACAAUUGGAGGUGUGACCGUGAAGGACAUGGAGUUUGCGCUCGCUGAAACAAGUAGCAAUCCCCAUGGUAUUCUGGGGAUCGCAUAUGCUUCAAGUACUUUUUCUGCUUCUGAGGAUGGCAAGAAUUAUUCGAACCUCCCAGAGGCCCUGGUCAGCAGCGGUGCUAUCAACUCCGCUGCCUUUAGUCUGUGGUUGAACAAGUUCGACGGGACCGGAAACCUCCUCUUCGGAGGUGUCAACAAAGCGAGAUAUCAAGGCGAGCUUCAGACUGUGCCUGUCCUGAAGUCAGAUGGCGAGUAUUACUCCCUGACCAUCGCCUUGACCGAUGUUUCACUGAAGAGCUCCAGUAGCACUAAGAGCUACACAAGUGGUCUUCCCUUGGCAGUCACUUUGGAUAACGGCAGUCCUUUCAUUGCGCUUCCCGAAGAUCUGGUGAAACCCAUUUUCAAGAAACUUGGAGCGGGAUAUAAUGAGACAGAUGGAUUCGGCUAUAUUCCCUGCAGUAUGUCGACAUCCGAUUCCAACUUGACGUUCAGCUUCUCGGGUGCUACAGUCAAUAUUCCCGUCAGCGAACUGGUCUAUGAAAACUAUGUCGAGCCCGGGUUCCCUACGGACGACUGUAUCUUCGGACUUGUCUACGGUGAGCCUGGAGUGAGUCUCAUGGGUGAUCCGUUCUUGCGUGGAGCCUACGUGGUCUACGAUCUUGCCAACAAUGAGAUUUCGCUUGCGAAUACCAACUACGACGGUGGUGAUGACGAUAUUGUUGAGAUUGGUACGGGAACAACUGCUGUUCCUGGCGCGACUUUGAUGCCCUCGCCUGUGACCUCGGCGACGGGUAAUGGACCCCAGGCCACUGGAGCUUCUAAGGGAGUGGCGGCAAUGCCUACUACUAACCCCAACCAUAUCCUGCCCGGUCUCUUGGGUGCUGGUUUGUUGCUUGCAUUAUAA